AUGCUGCUCUUCUGCCCAACAUGCAGCAACAUGCUGCGCGUCUCUGCUGUCCCGCCCGGUGACCCUACCACCGAGGACUUUGUCGGCCAGAACCGCUUCGAGUGCCUCACCUGCCCCUACCACUUUGUCAUCAACAAGCGCUACUACGAACGCAAGUAUAUGAAGAAGAAGGAAGUCGAAGAUAUCCUGGGAGGAAAGGGCGCGUGGGAUAAUGUCGACAAGACCGAAGUGCAAUGUCCAAACGAAAAGUGCAGAAACCACGAGGCCUACUGGUACCAACUGCAGAUUCGCAGUGCCGACGAGCCCAUGACGGCUUUCUAUAAGUGUACCCAAUGCGCCAAAGAGUGGCGAGAGUAG
Bipolaris sorokiniana ND90Pr is the source of this 357-nucleotide messenger RNA. RefSeq lists its product as uncharacterized. The transcript has 4 exons. Bases 1 to 357 code for a protein of 118 amino acids. Gene Ontology annotation, molecular function: zinc ion binding; DNA-directed RNA polymerase activity; nucleic acid binding. NCBI's taxonomy places the organism in Eukaryota, Fungi, Ascomycota, Dothideomycetes, Pleosporales, Pleosporaceae. Gene Ontology annotation, biological process: termination of RNA polymerase III transcription; DNA-templated transcription. Gene Ontology annotation, cellular component: RNA polymerase III complex. The record is from RefSeq and is a predicted model, not a curated record.